GCCAAGCGUGUGAACGUGAUUUUCUUCUUCGCCUUGUUUUGUUUUUGCUUUCGGUUACUUAGCCAAGCGUCGCGUACUACAUUUGCCAUUUAGUUAUUCUGUGAACUGCUAGCAGGAAGUGUUCAUGAAAUAUAAAUCGGCCGAAGAUAAAACGGCAACGGCAUCAGCAAUAGCAACGACAACAGUAUCAACGUUAAAUAAAUUAAAAACUCAUAAAAGGGAAUUAAGGUGGCAUAUCUGCGCAUGUGUACGCAUGCAUACAACGCUGUGUGUGUAUGUGUGUGGUGCGUUGCAGUGAAAUACAAUUCAGCGCUGAGGUGAUGUGUGCAUUUAGAAAUGUAACAAAGUUGGUGAAAUUCAUAUUUUGUUGUUUUUUUUCAUUCCAAGUGAAAUGCGUGAAAUCUAUAAUUAAUUGGCAGGUAGAGCACCAGAACAACACAAAACAUCACGUCCAAGUGAACACACAACAAAACAGUGCAACAAUUGCAAUAUCUCUUAACUGAAAAAAGGUACAUUUGCGCAAAGAAAGUGUUAAUAAUAAAGCAAUAAUAAUUAAACGCCAGCCACCCGACAGCGUCAACAGCUGGAGCACACAGCGGUAAUCACAGUAAUCGGUCGACACAAUGGAAUAUAUAAAUAUGGAUAAGCGAUUUAAAAUCUCGAAAACGUUAAUUACAAAUAUCAUUUUUCUAUUGGUCUUCAUCGUUGCGAUCAGUGCACAAACUGCGGGUUUCGGUUUUGAUUCCGCCAACUCGUGCAGCACACAAGGCGCUAAACUUUCCCGUCGUGGCAGAGCACAGAUGUUAGCCACCAUACCCUGCGAUCUGACACGGCAAGCUUACUGUCAUCUACCUGGCUCGGCAUAUCCUUGGCAUGCGGUACGUCGUUUUGUGCACGAAAACCAUGGGCUAAUGAAACGCAUGUAUGGUGAUGUGAAACAUAUUUCGGUGUUGCGCGAUGAGAUACUCAACAAUGAGAUCGAUGUGGAUGAUGUUGAAGUGGCCGCCGAGCGUUACUCGAAAGAGCCGCAUAGAGCACGAGCGGCCAAAUACAUGCAAGCUCCGCGGGAGGAAUAUGCCAGUAUUAAAAACAAUGAUGUAGUGAUGGAACCGCAUUUUCGACCGGUCUCCACAACAACAUCCGCGCCAGACGAAAUAAAAGAUGAAACUGGCAGUACAACCAGUGAGGCUACCGUAGUAGAAGCGAAAAUGGAAGCCGAAGAGCGACCAGUGAAACCUCCGAACAGCGCACUAAGACGUAGAAUUAACGGCAAUUCGAAUGGUGGUGGACAUAGACGGCGAGUCAAUGUUUAUGUUAACCGUAAUAGACCGACACAUUCGUCGUUACGCCGACGCACGACUACAACAACUACCACAGAAGCACCGCCGUCGCUAGUAGAAAAUGUAGAACAACCCGAGUUUUUAAUACACGAAGAAACUAUACUUGAAAUACCCGAAGACGAUGGUAAUCUCGCAUCGAAUAGUGUCUAUGAAAUACCCACACUACAGGACGCAACAAUACACAGAGGGGAUAACAUACAGAUUAUCGAAUCACCACAACUCGGACAAAUGCAAAAACCCCUGACUGAAGAAAAAAAUAAUUCCGAGACAGCUACCAUAUCGACCACACUUAAGGUGGUUUCCACGCCUGCCACGAAGAUGCGACCGGCGGGCGGUGCAAUACCGGCCUCACCGGCGCCGGUGGCGCCCACACCACUCCAACAACAACUGAAAUCACAAGUGGAACGUCAACGACCUGGCCAACAGCCAUCACAAAAGCUCAAACUGCAACAAGUUAAUAAACCGCAGCCGACAAAUGCCGAUACGAGCGGCAUAAAAGAAAGUUCGAUAUUAAAAUCAAAACCAACCAACGAAAGUGAACGUACACAAACCGCCACGGCAAUAGCACCCGUGUACAACAACAAUAACAGUGCCGGUACACAACCGCUGAAAGCGGCGAACGACGAUACAGACAUCACAACGGACGCCGAUAAUGGGGCGACGCUGUCAAGCAUUGGCGCUACGAACGCCGCCGCAACGGACGUCACAACAACCGUGACGGCAACAGCGACGGCAACCGCAACAUUGGCAAACAACUCACAGCUAAAACAUGAACUCACUAAAAACAAAAAUCAACAUAUUGACGGUGAGAAUAAAGCCGAACUGCCGGCAGCAGCGACAACAGUCGAGCAAACACCACCAACCACAGUCGCAACGAAGCUCACAUCUACACAAGCCGAACUAUCUUCGGCUGCUAAGACUACAAGCUCACCAAGUAUCUCACCACCACCGUCAGCGCCACACACUGAACUGUUAGCCGGUGAGAAAAUUCAGAGACCACAGCUGGCGCCGCAACGAGCACCGCAAGCUACUCCAGCGCAGACUACUCCAGUCAGUGCUUCAGCGGCUGCGUCAACGAAACCAGUGCUACGCGACGGCCAAUUGUAUCAAGAUGCGCUGAAGCAAGAGGUGAAACCGGCUCCCAAUAUGCGCGGCAUUAAUGCCUGCCCUGUAAAAGAGGAGGUGGUCGCACCGUUUUGGGCCAACAACACACGCGGCGAAGUCUUGGCUCUCCUAAAUCUCUACCCCUUCGAGCAGUAUGUGCAUUGGGAAAAAUGCACGCAUGAAAAUCGGCAGAUGUAUUGUCGCGAGGGUUGCCGCUGUGAACAACAAUAUCGACUACAUCGUUUGUUAGCCUACGAUCCGCACAAUGAAUGUCGCGGCAUUUUCUCUGAUUGGUUUCGUUUUCCCUCAUGCUGUAUCUGUAAAUGCUAUGGCAUACCGUCGGAGUUUCGCGCCACAUCGCGUAGUCCGCGUUCCGAACGUAUGGAUGAUUUUGAGACUGUGCCGGAAGAAAGCGAUUUCGACGAUGUUAAUGAUGGCGCGCAAGCAGAAGAUUCAAUGGAAUCGGUGGAAGACCAACACACGCAACAUCCGCUUGAUGUCGCUGAGCAGUUGGUGAGACAAGCGAUCUACGAACAUGCAACCGAAGAUUGGUAUCGACCGAAGGAUGAAUUCGAUUUGUAUGAAGUUUCUAGGAAAUCAUACUACUGGAGUUUUGUGGGGAUGAGUUAAAGUGAGUCGAAAAUUAGCUGAGAAAAUAAAUGGUUCGAAAAGUAAAAAGUAAGGGGAAAGGACAAUAAAAUUUUGGAUGCCAAUUUA
Molecule: messenger RNA, 3161 nt
Organism: Bactrocera latifrons
Lineage: Eukaryota; Metazoa; Arthropoda; Insecta; Diptera; Tephritidae
Gene: spz4
Product: protein spaetzle 4
Exons: 5
Coding region: 624-3074 (816 amino acids)
Biological process (GO): innate immune response; central nervous system formation; regulation of Toll signaling pathway
Cellular component (GO): extracellular region
Molecular function (GO): growth factor activity; Toll binding
Source: RefSeq, a predicted model, not a curated record